CAUAUGUCAUAACGGAAGCGUCAUACUACAACUGUUCAUUGAAGAAUUUUUCUGGAGAUCAUUUUGUUGUCUUUUUUUUUGUUUGUCUUUUAAAGGAAGGUGUGAAGAUAACACGUGCAGUAUCGUUGUGUUUUUAUAUGUGACGCAGUGAGUGUUUUUUCGACAUGAGUUCUCUGUUUUCGUGUGAGGAGCCUGACACAUGGAGAGGUGUGUUUGUGAAGUACUGGGACGUAGUCGAGGCUAAAUCCAAAGGGAAGACACCUGGAAAGCUGCUGAGGCUUGACAAAUGGUACCAAGAGGAGCUGCCUGCAGUCAUUUCAGGUCGAUCUGACAAACACAUCACACAGUCAGAGCUGGUGAAAUUGAUGGAGUGGAAGCUUACUAGAGGGAAGUUCAGGCCAAGGCUGCAGCAGCUGGUGGCUUCCAACAGCGAGGAUACUGUGGAGAAAUGUUCCAGAAAGGCCUUCAGCCUCUUGCCUGAUGUGCAGGCUGCGAUCAUAGAGCUCAGCUCCCUGAAAGGUGUUGGCCCAGCCACUGCCUCAGCUGUGUUGGCAGCAGGAGCUCCGGAGCAGGCUGCAUUCAUGUCUGACGAGGCCAUGGAGAGUGUACCAGGACUGAAGCCCAUCCAGUACACAGCCAAACACUAUGCUCUCUACCUUGGCAAGAUGGUUGAGCGGACAAAAAACCUCAACAAAGUGGAUCCCCGGCAGGACUGGACACCCCACAGAAUGGAGCUGUGUUUGUGGGCGAUGACCAUCGCUUCUCAGCAGCAGCUCCCGUUUCUAAAGGAUAUCAAUGUAAAAGGCAGUGAUGUGGCAGAGAAGUGCUUAGAUGAGACACCAAGAAAGAAGCUGAAAACAUGAUAAAAAACAUUUGUACUGAAUAGGUUUGUUAUUUUUUUUAGGUUGUGUAUGAAAUAAUAAAGUUUUUCUAUGAAACAGAA
This is a messenger RNA of Sphaeramia orbicularis (orbiculate cardinalfish), 943 nucleotides long. RefSeq lists its product as uncharacterized. Bases 165 to 863 code for a protein of 232 amino acids. The transcript has 5 exons. NCBI's taxonomy places the organism in Eukaryota, Metazoa, Chordata, Actinopteri, Kurtiformes, Apogonidae. The record is from RefSeq and is a predicted model, not a curated record.